AAUUUAAAACCAAUAAUUACAACUCUGCUUGACAUCCUUACCAGUGCUGAUUACUGAACUAUGCAGCUGAUUGAGAUGCACCCAGAGAUUUAGUUUGGAUUCAUUUUAUUUUUAUUAUUAUUUUAUUCUCAUCUUAAACAUGACAGUGUGUCCAAACACACAGAAAAACUCCUGGUGAAGCUGAGAUCCUCGUGACACACUUUUAUAAAGAUGGCAUUUAUUAAAGAGGAGAGUGAAGAUAUGAGGAUGGAAGAAACAUUCAUAGUGAAACAAGAAGAGGCUGAGGAACAAACAGACCUGAUGGCACUGAAAGAGGAGAGUCCGAAAGAAGAACUGAAUGAAAUGGAAGAGAAAAAUCAGGAUGAGAAACGUCAUGAUUUCAAGAGAGGAGAAAAAUCCUUAAAGACUGAAAAGACUUCCUCACAAAAAAGUGGUCUGAGGACUGACUCUAACAGUUUCACCUGCUGUCAGUGUGGUAAGAAUUUCACUUGUAAGCAAAACCUUGAAGUCCACAUGAGAGUUCACACGGGAGAGAAGCCUUUCUGCUGCCAACAGUGUGAAAAGAGUUUCAAUCAAAAACAAAACCUUAAAGUCCACAUGCGAGUUCACACUGGAGAGAAGCCUUACACCUGCAAACUGUGUGGACAAAGUUUUACACUUAAGGGAAACCUUAAAGUCCACAUGAGAAUUCAUACUGGAGAGACCCCUUACACCUGCAAACUGUGUGGGAAGAGCUUCUCACGAAAGGAAAGUCUUGUGACUCACAUGAACAGUCACACUGGAGAGAAGCCUUGCAUAUGUGGUCAGUGUGGAAAGAGAUUAAAAUGUAAAGAAUCUCUCAGUCCUCUUUUGAGUGAAUCCUCAUGUGGUGAUUGUUUUGUAUGCCAUCAGUGUGGAAAGAGUUUCCUGCAUAAAAGAAGCCUCAAAACUCACAUUAGACUUCAUACUGGAGAGAAGCCUUUCAUCUGCCCUGAGUGUGGAAAAUGCUUCUCACAAAAAGGAAACCUUCAGACUCACAUAAGUAUUCACAUUGGAGAGAAGCCUUGCAUAUGUGGUCAAUGUGGAAAGAGAUUCCUGCAUAAAAAAAGCCUCAACACUCAUAUUAGACUUCAUACUGGAGAGAAGCCUUUUAUCUGCCCUCAUUGUGGAAAAAGCUUCUCACAAAAAGGAAACCUUCAGACUCACAAAAGUAUCCACACUGGAGAGAAGUCUUUUAAGUGUUUUCAGUGCGAUAAUAUUUUUACAUAUAAAAGAGACCUGAAACAUCAUUUGCAAACUCAUUCUGUAAAGAAAUUGUGAUCAUCCACCUUUAUGACCACUUACUGUUUUUGCAAUCUUCACUGCUUUAUACUUUACCUUGGGCCUUUUUAUUUUCCUUUGUCAUGUACAUAUAAACUCCAGUUUUCACACUUGUCAAUCUCCUUUGCUAUAGUUUCAAAUAUUGAGCAAUUGAGACGCCCUCUAAUUUUGGUAGUAUAGAGCCAUCACUCCAUUACAUAUAUUGUUAAUCAGAAUCAAACUACUGGUGAAAUUGCUGUAAAAUGCUACAAUGUAAAAGAAAGAUUAUAAAUAAAAGGACACAAAUUGUACAUAAAUAAU
Molecule: messenger RNA, 1599 nt
Organism: Cyprinus carpio (common carp)
Lineage: Eukaryota; Metazoa; Chordata; Actinopteri; Cypriniformes; Cyprinidae
Product: gastrula zinc finger protein XlCGF8.2DB-like
Exons: 2
Coding region: 211-1299 (362 amino acids)
Biological process (GO): regulation of transcription by RNA polymerase II
Cellular component (GO): nucleus
Molecular function (GO): RNA polymerase II cis-regulatory region sequence-specific DNA binding; DNA-binding transcription factor activity, RNA polymerase II-specific
Source: RefSeq, a predicted model, not a curated record